Messenger RNA from Podarcis raffonei (Aeolian wall lizard), 3249 nucleotides. RefSeq names its product ATPase H+/K+ transporting subunit alpha (gene ATP4A). Gene Ontology annotation, molecular function: magnesium ion binding; P-type potassium:proton transporter activity; ATP hydrolysis activity. Lineage: Eukaryota; Metazoa; Chordata; Lepidosauria; Squamata; Lacertidae. Bases 154 to 3249 code for a protein of 1031 amino acids. Gene Ontology annotation, biological process: sodium ion export across plasma membrane; intracellular sodium ion homeostasis; intracellular potassium ion homeostasis. The record is from RefSeq and is a predicted model, not a curated record. The transcript has 23 exons. Gene Ontology annotation, cellular component: membrane.
GCACCCAGAGGAAUUGAUAAAAGGGGGACACCCAAGAGGGGUCACCGUUUACCCUCCCUGAGCCACAGAGCACCUGCAGCAGCCUCAGACACUCGAGACCCACCCAGGUCUGUCUUGUUGGCCUUAGAGAAGACCAGGCCCAAAGGAAUCAAAAUGGGGAAGGCGGACAAGUACGAGAUGUACUCGGUGGAAAUGGAGAAACAUCCUGGUGGGGAAAUGGAUGUCAAGAUCAAGAAGAAGAAGAAAGGGGAAAAGAAGAAAGAGAAGUUGGAGAGUAUGAAGAAAGAGAUGGAUGUGGACGAUCACCAGUUGUCCAUAGAAGACCUGGAGCUCAAGCAUCGGACCAGUGUCACCAAGGGCCUGAGCAGCACUGUGGCAGGAGAGAUCCUUCUUCGUGAUGGCCCCAAUGAGCUGAAGCCCCCCAAGGGCACUCCUGAGUAUGUGAAGUUUGCCCGCCAGCUGGCCGGGGGGCUGCAGUGUCUCAUGUGGGUGGCAGCAGCCAUCUGCCUCAUUGCCUUUGGCAUCCAGCUCGGGCAAGGUGACCUCACCAGUGCAGACAACCUAUACUUGGCUAUUGCUCUCAUUGCUGUCGUGGUCGUGACCGGCUGCUUCGGCUACUACCAGGAAUUCAAAAGCACCAACAUCAUUGCGAGCUUCAAGAAUCUAGUGCCGCAGCAAGCCACAGUGAUUCGAGAUGGUGACAAGUUCCAGAUCAACGCCAAUCAGCUGGUGGUGGGCGACCUGGUGGAGAUCAAAGGGGGAGACCGAGUCCCAGCAGACAUCAGGAUUAUCACCUCGCAAGGCUGCAAGGUGGAUAAUUCCUCUCUGACUGGGGAAUCAGAGCCUCAGACAAGAGCCCCCGAAUGCACCCACGAGAGCCCCCUGGAAACUAGAAACAUUGCCUUCUUCUCUACCAUGUGCUUAGAAGGCACAGCCACGGGUAUCAUCAUUAACACUGGGGACCGUACCAUCAUUGGGCGCAUUGCCAGCCUGGCUUCGGGCGUGGAGAAUGAGAAGACGCCCAUCGCCAUCGAGAUAGAGCACUUUGUCGACAUCAUUGCCGGCUUGGCCAUCUUCUUUGGGGCCACCUUCUUUGUGGUCGCCAUGGUGAUUGGAUACCCCUUUCUUAAGGCCAUGGUCUUCUUCAUGGCCAUUGUGGUGGCAUACGUCCCCGAGGGCCUUCUGGCAACUGUCACUGUUUGUCUAUCCCUCACAGCCAAACGCCUGGCCCGGAAGAACUGUGUGGUGAAGAACUUGGAGGCCGUCGAGACGCUGGGCUCAACUUCUGUCAUCUGCUCUGAUAAAACAGGGACUCUCACUCAGAACCGCAUGACUGUCUCCCACCUUUGGUUUGACAACCAGAUCCAUACAGCGGACACCACAGAAGAUCAGUCAGGGCAAAGUUUUGAUCAGUCCUCUGAGACGUGGAGAGCUCUCUGCAAAGUGGUGAGCCUUUGCAACCGCGCCUUUUUCAAAUCAGGCCAGGAUAGCGUCCCUGUCCCAAAGCGGAUUGUCAUCGGAGACGCCUCAGAGACAGCCUUGCUGAAGUUCUCCGAGAUCACCCUGGGCAACGUGAUGGAGUACCGGGACCGCUACAAGAAAGCCUGUGAGAUCCCCUUCAACUCUACCAACAAGUUCCAGCUCUCCAUCCAUGAGCUCGAGGACCCUCGAGACCAGCGCUACCUGAUGGUGAUGAAAGGAGCUCCUGAGCGCAUCCUGGAACGGUGCUCCACCAUCAUGAUCAAGGGUCAAGAGCUGCCCCUCGACGAACAGUGGAAGGAGGCUUUCCAAACAGCUUACAUGGACCUUGGCGGGCUGGGCGAGCGUGUACUGGGCUUCUGCCACCUGUACCUUCCCCAGAGCGAGUUCCCACGCGGCUACAACUUUGACAGCGACGAGAUGAACUUCCCCACCAGUGGGCUCUGCUUUGCAGGCCUCAUCUCCAUGAUUGAUCCACCCAGAGCCACCGUGCCUGACGCCGUCAUGAAAUGCCGCACUGCUGGCAUCCGGGUGAUCAUGGUGACAGGAGACCAUCCCAUCACCGCAAAGGCCAUUGCUGCCAGUGUGGGCAUCAUCUCUGAGGGCAGCGAAACGGUCGAAGAUAUCGCCACCCGCCUGCGCAUUCCCGUGGAGCAGGUCAACAAGCGGGACGCCCGAGCCUGUGUGGUCAACGGGGGCCAGCUGAAAGACAUGGAGACCGAGGAGUUGGUGGAGAUCCUCAAAAUGCACCCAGAGAUGGUCUUUGCUCGCACCUCCCCACAACAGAAGCUUAUCAUUGUGGAAAGCUGUCAAAAAUUGGGUGCUAUUGUGGCAGUAACAGGAGAUGGGGUGAAUGAUUCCCCAGCGCUGAAGAAAGCUGACAUUGGUGUGGCAAUGGGCAUUGCUGGAUCCGACGCAGCCAAGAACGCUGCUGACAUGAUCCUGCUGGAUGACAAUUUCGCCUCCAUCGUCACUGGCGUCGAGCAAGGGCGCCUGAUCUUUGACAAUCUCAAGAAAUCCAUUGCAUACACCCUGACCAAGAACAUCCCAGAGCUGACGCCCUAUCUGAUCUACAUCACUGUCAGUGUCCCACUCCCUCUGGGUUGUAUCACCAUCCUGUUCAUCGAGCUGUGCACAGACAUUUUCCCCUCAGUUUCCCUGGCCUAUGAAAGGGCUGAGAGCGACAUCAUGCACCUGAAACCACGCAACCCUCGACGGGACCGUCUGGUCAAUGAAGCGCUAGCGGUCUAUUCCUACUUCCAGAUCGGAGCCAUCCAGUCCUUUGCCGGCUUCACCGACUACUUCACCGCCAUGGCCCAGGAAGGCUGGUACCCGCUGAAGUGUGUGGGUCUUCGGGCAGCCUGGGAGAAUGACCAUAUCCAAGAUGUUCAGGAUAGCUACGGACAAGAGUGGACUUUUGGGCAGCGCCUGUACCAGGAGUACACCUGCUACACCGUCUUCUUCAUCAGCAUUGAGAUGUGCCAGAUCGCCGAUGUGCUCAUCCGCAAAACGCGACGCCUUUCUGUCUUCCAGCAGGGAUUCUUCCGGAACAAAGUCUUGGUGAUCGCCAUCGUGUUCCAGCUCUGCCUGGGCUGCUUCCUCUGCUACUGCCCUGGGAUGCCCAACAUCUUCAACUUUAUGCCUAUAAGAUUCCAGUGGUGGCUGGUGCCGCUACCCUAUGGCCUUCUCAUCUUUGUCUAUGAUGAAAUCCGAAAGCUGGGAGUCCGGAGACACCCUGGGAGUUGGUGGGACAAAGAACUCUACUACUAA